Molecule: messenger RNA, 1095 nt
Organism: Humulus lupulus (European hop)
Lineage: Eukaryota; Viridiplantae; Streptophyta; Magnoliopsida; Rosales; Cannabaceae
Exons: 2
Coding region: 1-1095 (364 amino acids)
Source: RefSeq, a predicted model, not a curated record
AUGGCAGUACGAGCUGGAGUACUGCCAGGAAGCCCUCUUUGGGAUGACAUGCAAAGGAAGCCAGUGGGGACAAUAUCUGAGUUCACCACUAGGGCCAAAAGGUUUGUCAUUAUAGAGGAGGCAAGGUUGGCACUUAAAUUGGCUCCUCCGCCCUCAAUAACUAUAGCUACGAACGUUAACUUAGCCACUACCUCGGCUACGCCCUCCACGACACAACCCAUAAGAGACACUUCUUUUAAUAGAAAGAAGAAUGAAGGGAACAACCUCAAGGCUGAUGGGGGUAAGAAAAAGAAAGGAGAUAAACACUUCUCCAUUUACAUAGUAUAUACCGAGCUCACUGAUACUCGGGAGAAUAUAUUUGUCAUGAAUGGGAAUCAGGUCUCCUUUAGGCAACCCGAUGUAAUGCGACAUCAGAGAACCAAGAGGGAUUCAAACAAGUUUUGUAGAUUCCACAAGGACGUGGGUCAUACAACUGAGGAAUGCAAACAGUUAAAAGAAGAGAUCGAGGAUUUGAUCUUGAGAGGCUACCUCGGACAGUAUAUCCAAAAUCAGAAUCAAGUCCAGGCUUCGCCUAGUCAAAAGAUCAUUUUGACUCAACCCGCCCAACAAGCUGCAGCCCCACCUGCAAGGGAGGGUAUUCGACCUGUCCCAAUCGAUGGAGAAGAUGUAAUAGCCAUCGCGGGGGAACCACACAUUACAAGGUCAGGCAUAAACACUCAAAAGAGAUUCUCAGGAGAGGGAAUCACCAGUACAGGGUCUAUCGAGCUCCCAAUAACCUUGGGAGACUACCCAGUCUCGACAACCAAGAUGUUGGAGUUCAUCAUGGUAGACACCCCAUUUGCCUACAAUGUCCUGCUCAGUAGACCAGCCCUAAUCGGGCUGGGGGCAAACACAUUUGUUAGGCAUUUGGCCAUUAAAUUCCCAACUCUCAGGGGUAUUGGGACACUGAAAGGGGAUCAAUUAGCAACCCGAGAAUGCUGUAACAUCUCGAUGAGGGGAAAAGGCCAAGCUAGUGUGCAAGCCCUAGUUAUCAUUGAGGAAAUGGAUGGGGUAGUAUACGAGGUCAGAGAAAAGAUCAACCCAAGAGUAGAAUAA